Molecule: messenger RNA, 497 nt
Organism: Paramecium sonneborni
Lineage: Eukaryota; Ciliophora; Oligohymenophorea; Peniculida; Parameciidae
Source: the annotation of a GenBank genome assembly
UAUUAGUUUAAAUGAAAAGACAACAUUCUGAUUGUUUUGAGACUUCCUAAACCGAAUGGAUAGUAUAAAGAAUAGAUAAUUACCUAAUUAUCACAAUAUUACUAAGCAUGGCAAAUCAAACAGAAAAAUCGCUAUUAGAUUUAAUUGCUUACUAUUCUAAUAUUAUCAACUAAAUGAGCUAAUUUAAAAUAGUUUCUUAUGAAAAUUAGUAGGCCAACGAGCUGUAAAAUCAAUUAGCAAUAAUCAGAAAUCAUUUAAAUCAAGAAUAUUAAGUUUAAAAUCCGCAAUAAUUCAUUUCUGAAUGGUUGAAAAUGAAAUAGGCAGCUCCUUUUUUGGUUACAUUCUAAAUAGCAGAGAAUGAAAAAAACUUAAUCUAAUCUAAAGUAAAACAAGUUGAGGAAAUUGUUAGAUUUUUUAAUAUAGCAUUUUAAAAUUCUAAUUUAGAGGACCUUUAUGAUAAAACAAUUCUAUUCCUAAAGACUUUAGAUAAGGUUUGA